Molecule: messenger RNA, 561 nt
Organism: Trichoderma atroviride IMI 206040
Lineage: Eukaryota; Fungi; Ascomycota; Sordariomycetes; Hypocreales; Hypocreaceae
Source: RefSeq, a predicted model, not a curated record
AUGCGACACAAAGUCCAAGGCCCUCUCAGUGAUUGGGCAUGGUGCGGGUUGAGAAGGCUGAGCGAUGGUCAAGGUGAGGCGUCGCAGAAACGGCUAGGGGCCCUGCUGAGGAAGGCUGCCGAAUGCGGCAAGUGUCGCUGUAUGGGGCAACAAGCUGUCAACGCUCUGCCGGCUCCCACGUUUGAGAGGCCGCGGGGCAGGUUUCAGGCCCCGGCGACUCUCAGACACCAGAUCGCCCGGCAACAAACAAAGCCGCACACAGGGCCAAGGUCUGGAUGGCGGCAGCAGUGUGAUGGCUGUGAUGGCUGUGAUGGCCGUGCAGCUGCUGCCAAGGAGCCGCUCGGUUGGGGUCGCGCCAGAGCGUCCCCUGUUUGGAAGUUUUCUCGGGACGUUUCUCACCACCAGGUUGAGAAAUCCUUGCAGAAACAUAAACGACGCACCCCCGCCUUACUUACAGGCUUAUUGCUAAGGUUUUCAAGCGAUAAUUCUGGUAUUGGUGUGACCAGCUAUCUCUUGAGGUUUCGGCUGUUUGCGGAGGCGCCCGGAGGACGGAACCUAUAA